AUGCCAAUGGCGAGGCAGCCAACUGGUUUGACAGCCACCAUUAACGCCGCCAUCCGAUCCAUAUAUUUCGAUCAUUGUCUUGUUCCUGUGUCUCACUUCCCACUAUUAAAUACGAAGUCAGACUUUGCUGUGUCACAGCAGAGUUCGAAGAGGAGAAGAGGCAACAGCUUGGAGCGGAGAAGAGAUGGCGGAAGUGAAGCUCAUCGCGGGGUGGGCGAUCCCGUGCGUGGUGAGGUGGGGAUAGCGCUGGGCCUCAAGGGAGUGGAGUCUGAGUUGCUGCAGGAUGAGUUGGGGAAGAAGAGCGAGCUGCUUCUGAGAUCGAAUCCUGUGUCCAAGAAGAUCCCCGUCCUUCUCCACCGCGGCAGGCCGGCCUGCGAGUCGAUGGUCAUCGUGCAGUACAUCGACGCCGUCUGGGCCGCUUCCGGCCCUGCCAUCCUGCCGGCCGACCACUACGAGCUCGUUCUCCACCGCUUCUGGGUUGUGUACAUUGACGACAGCGUAUCAUCGAUUCUGUGGUGGCCUUCAGUGACUAUAAUCGGCAAGGCUCAGACCGAGGAAGCCAAGGCCGAAGCGAUCGAGCAAGCGCUCACCGGGCUGACGCUUUUUGGAGGAGGCCUUCGGGAGUCCGAGCAAAGGAAAAGGUUUCUUUCGGAGGGGACGACAUCGCUCUCGGCUGGAUCAAAGCGAUCGAGAAGCUGACCGCCCUCAAGCUUAUAGACGAAGAGAAGACACCUCUCCUCGCCGGAUGGGCGGAGAGGUUCUGCGCUCACGAGGCUGUAAAGCAGGUGACGCCGGAGACGGAGGAGUUGAUGGAGUUCCUCAAGUUCCUUCAAGCAGCAUGGAAGGCUCAACCUGCAGACUGAAGGAGCCUUUUGGCUGCUCGUGGUUGCAUGCUAUGGUGAUGAUGUAUGUUGCGUGUGGGGAAUCGGUCAACAGACUGUGAUGUGAUACGUGUUCGUGUUUUAUUGGUGAUAUGACAUCUCAUACUAUUUUUUUCGAUGAUGUCCAGUUUUUUGCUUGUGUGAUGCGAUUCGAUUGGCGUGUUGGAUAUGUUAUAAUAUAAUUUAGGUC
Messenger RNA from Musa acuminata AAA Group (dessert banana), 1071 nucleotides. RefSeq names its product glutathione S-transferase U18-like. Gene Ontology annotation, cellular component: cytoplasm. NCBI's taxonomy places the organism in Eukaryota, Viridiplantae, Streptophyta, Magnoliopsida, Zingiberales, Musaceae. The record is from RefSeq and is a predicted model, not a curated record. Bases 1 to 699 code for a protein of 232 amino acids. Gene Ontology annotation, molecular function: glutathione transferase activity. The transcript has 2 exons. Gene Ontology annotation, biological process: glutathione metabolic process.